Molecule: messenger RNA, 843 nt
Organism: Knipowitschia caucasica
Lineage: Eukaryota; Metazoa; Chordata; Actinopteri; Gobiiformes; Gobiidae
Source: the annotation of a GenBank genome assembly
AUGUACCCUCUCCACAUGCACCCUCACCCUAUGUACCCUCUCCACAUGUACCCUCUCCACAUGCACCCUCACCACAUGUACCCCCUCCACAUGCACCCUCUCCACAUGUACCCUCUCCAGAUGUACCCUCACCACAUGUACCCUCUCUCUCCACAUGUACCCUCACCACAUGUACCCUUACCACAUGUACCCUCUUUCUCCACAUGCACCCUCUCCCCAUGUACCCUCUCCACAUGUAUGCUCUCCACAUGUACCCCCUCCAUAUGUACCCUCUCCACAUGUACCCUCUCUCUCCACAUGUACCCUCUCCACAUGUACCCUCUCCACAUGCACCCUCACCACAUGUACCCUCUCCACAUGUAUGCUCUCCACAUGUACCCUCUCCACAUGUACCCUCUCCACAUGCACCCUCACCCUAUGUACCCCCUCCACAUGUACCCUCACCACAUGUACCCUCUCCACAUGAACCCUCUCCACAUGUACCCUCUCCACAUGUACCCUCUCCACAUGUAUGCUCUCCACAUGUACCCUCUCCACAUGUAUGCUCUCUACAUGUACCCUCUCCACAUGUACCCUCUCCACAUGCACCCUCACCACAUGUAUGCUCUCCACAUGUACCCUCACCACAUGUACCCUCUCCACAUGUACCCUCUCCACAUGUAUGCUCUCCACAUGUACCCUCACCACAUGUACCCCCUCCACAUGUACCCUCUCUACAUGUACCCUCUCCACAUGUACCCCCUCCACAUGUACCCCCUCCACAUGUACCCUCUCCACAUGUACCCUCUCCACAUGCACCCUCUCCACAUGUACCCUCUCCACAUGCACCCUCUUCACAUGUAA